Messenger RNA from Mesocricetus auratus (golden hamster), 1543 nucleotides. RefSeq lists its product as uncharacterized. The record is from RefSeq and is a predicted model, not a curated record. The coding region runs from base 141 to 1505 and encodes 454 amino acids. The transcript is spliced from 5 exons. Lineage: Eukaryota; Metazoa; Chordata; Mammalia; Rodentia; Cricetidae.
CCACAGCUGCUGCCCAGCCCAAAUCCCUGAAUGCUAUCUGGGGAAAGAGAGACAGACAGCAGGAGCCACAGGAGUGCCUGGAAUCAGAGGCUGGUGCAAACUGAGUACAUUCAGGGACUAGCCCCAUCCUGCUUCUCCAGAUGGACCAAAACUCCUCUAAUCUCCAGAGCAAGAGGACAGCAGCUCCCCACAGCAGACAAAAUAAAACCCAAGACUCUCUGACAGUGACCUCUAACCUCCCAGAUGACACCCAAGGUCACCAGGUCAACAUGCAAGCACCUAUGCCCAUCAUCCACACUCAAGAACCCAACAUCCAGGACCCAUCAACAUCCACACCUAUGCCCCGAAGGGUGAGCAUCCAGGAACCACCAGCAUCCUUUCUUCCUCGGAGAUCCAGCACCCCUGCUGCUUUCUCCCCGUCCACCAUUCCUCCCCGAAGGUUCAGCAUUCAAGAGACCCAUUCUCAGGGUUCCCAGCUCGAUACACAAGACAUACUAUCUGUUGCCUACAAUCGCUGGCUCCGUUCCAGAGAAGACGCUUCCCUAAACUCUAAUACUCUGUGCAGUAUCCAGUCAGAAACUGACACUGACAGACACCUCUCCUUGAUUCAGUCACACAAGCUCAAAAAUGUGGAUGUCCUCCCAUCCAUAACAGGCAGCCCAGAAGCCAGAGUCAGAAGUUUUGAGUCCUUUGUCUGGGACUCCAAGGAGAGCUUGACGGGAGUUUCACACCACUCUGUGUCCAGUCAUAGUACUCUAGGCAGUUUCUUCAAGCAGUCAAACAAUUAUCGCACAGCAGGCUCCAGCAGGAUACAGAGCAAACGCUGGUCCCUGCUGCCCGUGGGCUGGAAGCUGUUGCUCGAAGCCAAGAAGAUCAGCCGGUACUUUAGCCUGGUGCUGACUGUGGCCAGCAUGCUGAUACUCAACCUCACCGCCUUGUGGCGACCUUGGAUCCACUUCCAAGUGCCUCUAGUGCCCCCAGGGGACCCCACAGGCCCCAGGACCAUCCCCAUCGACACCAUCUUCUUCAAGCGCUGUCCUGACAUCUCCUGCAUGAAUGAAUAUGAUAAGAACGCCUACUUGCUGGACCUGGCCUGGGCCUGCCUCCUCAUCUCCGGUGUCAUGAGCUUCUGUGUGUGCAUGGGUCUCAUCAGCACCAUAUUCUUCCCCAGCACCAACAUGCCCUUGAUGGACUUCUCUCUCUUCGUCUGCAGCCUCAUGACAGGGGUCAGCAUCAUUCUGGCCGUCCUGUUCUACCUGAUGCAGGCCCGGAAGUUCUUACAGGAAGGCAUGACUUACACGCUGGGGAGCAGCUUCUACAUGGCCUGGACCAACGUCUUCUUCUUCUUCAUGAUUGGUCUGGCUGGCUUGGGGUCUCUUCUCCUAUCUGAACUACAUGAACUUCUGGUCCAUCCUGGCAGUCCAGGCCUUGUGGUCUUAGAACAUGACAAUGAACUGAUACCAAUGGUCUACUACCUGACAAGCUUGCUCUCCAGCCCAGAGUAAUAAUUCUUAUUUUAAAGAAAACUAUCUUUUGCCUUGAA